Messenger RNA from Sphenostylis stenocarpa, 1257 nucleotides. The record is from the annotation of a GenBank genome assembly. Lineage: Eukaryota; Viridiplantae; Streptophyta; Magnoliopsida; Fabales; Fabaceae.
AUGGCAGUAGUUAUCCCUACCAAAGGAUCUGAAUUUAGCAUGAAACUGCGCAACAGUGACCUUUCUUGGGAUGUUUUUUUGGAGAAAGUCUAUAAUCUCAAAGGCAAGGAAUUCAUAGCUACAGAUCAACCAGUAGAAACAAUUACAAACAUUCUCUUUUCAUCUGGAACGACGGGUGAUCCAAAGGCAAUUCCAUGGACCAAUAUUACUCCUCUAAAAGCUGCUGCAGAUGCAUGGUGCCACAUGGACGUUCGUAAAGGGGAUGUGGUGUGCUGGCCCACUAAUCUUGGAUGGAUGAUGGGGCCAUGGCUAGUGUAUGCAUCCUUGCUAAAUGGAGCUUCAAUGGCUUUAUAUAUUGGAUCCCCUCUUGGGUCUGGCUUUGCCAAGUUUGUACAGGAUGCUAAAGUAACAAUGCUUGGUGUUAUUCCAAGUAUUGUACGGAGUUGGAAAAGUGCAAAUUCCACAUCUGGAUAUGAUUGGUCUUCUAUCCGUUGCUUUGGCUCCUCUGGUGAAGCAUCUAAUGUAGAUGAAUACCUUUGGCUGAUGGGGAGAGCUCUCUACAAGCCUAUUAUUGAAUAUUGUGGUGGAACGGAAAUUGGGGGUGGAUUUGUGUGUGGAUCAGUACUACAGGCUCAGGCAUUGUCUGCUUUUAGUACACCUGCUAUGUGUUGCAGUUUGUAUAUCCUUGAUGAUAGUGGCCAUCCUAUUCCAGAAAAUGUUCCAGGAAUAGGCGAGCUGGCUCUGGGUUCCCUCAUGUUUGGGGCAUCAAAUACACUGCUGAAUGCUGACCAUCAUGGUGUCUAUUUCAAAGGAAUGCCUGUAUUGAAUGGAAAGGUUUUACGGAGGCAUGGGGAUGUAUUUGAGCGUACUGCUAGAAAAUACUAUCAUGCACAUGGUCGUGCGGACGACACAAUGAACCUUGGGGGAAUCAAGGUGAGUUCGGUUGAGAUUGAACGCAUAUGCAACGGAGUAGAUAGUAGUAUUCUGGAAACAGCUGCAAUAGGGGUCCCACCAUCUGGUGGUGGACCUGAGUUGUUGACUAUAGCAGUUGUAUUCAAGGAUUCAAGUGUCACAAAGCAAGAUUUACAGCAAUUGAGGAUGUCUUUUAAUUCAGCUCUCCAAAAGAAACUAAAUCCUCUGUUUCGGGUUUCUCAAGUAGUACCACUGUCAUCUCUUCCAAGGACGGCAUCCAACAAGGUCAUGAGAAGGGUUUUGCGUCAGCAGCUUACCGAAACUAACCAAAGUUCUAAAAUUUAA